Messenger RNA from Cyclocybe aegerita, 318 nucleotides. The record is from the annotation of a GenBank genome assembly. Lineage: Eukaryota; Fungi; Basidiomycota; Agaricomycetes; Agaricales; Hemipholiotaceae.
AUGCUCAGCGUAGACGAGGCGGUCUCCUUCCUCGACGAGAUUAAGCUGCAGUUUCAGAGGGAUCCGGGGAAGUACGACAGGUUUCUGGAUAUCAUGCGUGACUUCAGGGGGAACGUUAUUAGCACGCACGAAGUUCUCGUGCGAAUUAGCGCCCUCUUCAACGGCUAUCCGGAGCUCGUUCGAGGGUUCAACCAAUUCCUGCCAGCCGGUUACAAGCUGGAGCCAUCUACUGAUAGUAGUGGGCGAAGCGCCGUAUUGCUGAACACCCCGCAAGGCGUUACAAUGUAUCCGCGGGACUACGCCAGACGAGACUACUGA